CUAACAUUGAUUUGCUUUUUCAACGAAAUUACUGGGAACUUAUCGAUGAAACCGUCUUUUGCUAAUUAAAUAGACGGACUGCUUGAAUGGGCGGCUGUAAGGUAUGAUGUAUGUUCUCUGCUGCAGUGUUCAAAUGUACACUUUCUAAUUAUCUCCUGUUCAUUGUCGUCUAGGAUCGAUUCAGGCUUGUUAAUGGCUUAUCGGCUGUCGCCACAGAAGUAAACUGCAUUUGAUAGAUUUGUUAUCAUUUUCGUCAUCGCAAAAGUUACGGACAUUAAGUAAUGCCAGCAUAUCAGGGAUCCAUCAAGAGUCGACGCUAACCUUACCCAGAGCUCAAGUUUCUUUACGCCGGUGUACUCUAGACGUUGUAGGUGCAUACACUAAGGCGGGAAAUACUUAACCGAGGACAGUUGGUGGUGUUCAACGCAACCUGUUCAUCUGGAUAAAACCUUUUCCUCUAUGCACGAGGACUGGACCCUCUGCAGGUUGUUAAAUGGACGUAAACCUUCGCCUCCACGAGGAAAGUAGGAGAAAGUUGGUAUCUGAGCUUUGAGUUAUAUAUGAAGAUCUGGGUACCAGCCUAGUCUCUACAACGCAGUCAUGCCUAUGCAUGCCGUCACCUCCACGUUGAUGUACCGGGGAAUUUGCACUAUUCCUGAUAUUUUGAACUACGGCGGACCAGUGAACCUGCCAGAAGAUGAGGUCGAGGAGAUCCGAGAGGCCUUCAAGGUGUUCGAUCGUGACGGGAAUGGCUUCAUCUCCAAGCAGGAGCUGGGCAUGGCCAUGCGCUCUCUGGGCUACAUGCCCAACGAGGUGGAACUGGAGGUCAUUAUCCAGAGACUCGACAUGGACGGGGACGGCCAGGUAGACUUUGAAGAAUUCGUCACCCUCCUUGGUCCCAAGCUGACAGCGGCUGGGAUGCCAGACAAGUUUAAUGGGACAGACUUCGACUCUGUCUUCUGGAAGUGCGACAUGCAGAAGCUCACGGUCGAAGAGCUGAAGAGACUUCUGUACGAUACCUUCUGUGAUCACCUGUCCAUGAAAGACAUCGAGAACAUCAUCAUGACCGAGGAGAGUCACAUCGAGAACCCAGAGGACUGCCAGGUGGAUAUAGACACUGAGAGUCCCACGCAGCAGGUCAAGCAGACAUGCGUGAGGAAGAGCCUGAUCUGUGCGUUUGCCAUCGCUUUUAUCAUCAGCGUCAUGCUCAUCGCAGCCAAUCAGGUCCUGCGCAGUGGCAUGAAGUAAAAACAAUGGACCAAUGGGAGUGAUCCGUCGCGCUUUGACGAUAUCACACCUACCUGACUGAAAGAAACAGCAAAAAAAGUAAUAAAAAAAACAACGACUAAAGACAAAUAAUGCGAUAAAAUGAGGAAAAAAAACAACAAUGUUGUGCACCCUAGGUCACAGUGGAUGGAAUUGGAGGAGUGCUUCAGACCCCUAACUCCUCUUCUCUGCUUUCUUUGGACUGGAGAAGGCAGAGGAUGCAUGGGACCCCAACAGGAGAUCCUCCCACUCAGUGCAUGAAGUGCAUGGAUGUGCCGUCAUUUUAAAGCAUUUUGUAGACAUAAAAGCUUAAGCAGAAUACCCAAACGGUACCCUGGAGGGCUUGCAACAUGGCAGGUUUUGGACCUUGUUUUCAGCAGCAAUUCUUAGUAAGUAACACACUGGGCAUCUAGGCAUAAAACCUUUCCAGUAGUCAUUUUAUUUUGGAAAACAAAGUUCACACACACAAGCCCUCUGUGGUAAUGUUUGUGUCAUUUUUGCCAGCGUUUCCCAACAAAGAUGUUGAAAUUAUGUAAACUAACUAUGAAAAACUGUGACCAAUUCAAUGUGGGUCGGCGGGUAUUCUCACAAAGAGGCAAUUAGCUUAGCACCUGUGUUGCAACUUUAAAAAAAAAGAGAACUGAGAUAUGUAUGAUGUAGUAGAUAUCAAACCACCUGCAUGAACAAAAAGGGCUGUUUAGGACAUGCUCAUGUUGUGUAGUUAUUUGUAGUGACGUAAUGAGGUACUGUGGACUUCCUGUUGCACUGAGCACCCCCAUGACAUCUCACUGCCAAAGGAGCGAUUCCAAACCACUGAGAAGAAUGAUUGUCAUCAUCAGAACGGUAGAACAGUCAGCAGACACUUAGCAACAUGCUCAGACAAGUACAGUGAGGACGUAAUGGAAGGACAGAAUAAUUACAUCUAGGACAGACUAUGCACAUGCGGAGCACUCAAAUGGGUCUGAAUUUCUAAUAAUUGUAAAAGUUAGUCUAAAUGCAUGCACAAUGAAUAAUAAUUUGCAUUUAUUGGCCCCACGCCAAAUAUCCAUUACCACGCAUCGGGCAGAGGCCAUUUCAGAGAAUCCCAGGAUAGGUUCUCCAUAAAUGUUAUGCCUUAUCAUCGGCUGAAUGUGAGGGUUGUUUUAGGGGGCUCGUUAACAUGAGGCGGGGUGGCUUAUUCCCCUUAAUUUGAAAUAUAUUCAGCACAUUAUCGGAGAUAUUUGAAUAAUUCAUCUGAUUUGGAUAUUUUUUCGUCACAGCCGAGCAAAGGCGACUGUGUGUGAGUCUCCAGGUUCAGGUCUCAUCAGCUCGUUAAACAUCUGCCCGUUUUAUAUGACAGAAAUGUAUGCGUGGAGGACGAGAUCAUACCUUAAUCCCGCCUCCGGCUCGUCUCGGUUCAGUUCAUUGUUUACACUCUGCCACAUCAAGACACUGCUAAAUCCUUUUGCACAUUGAUCUAAAUGUCUCCAGGGUCUCAUAUAUGAUAUGCAUCACGAUAUCAGAGCAAAUUACCGAAACAUCUGAUGCGAUCUGACGCGAUCUGACAGGGGAUCUCUGGGUGUGCAGGUGGGGGCAUCGCCCAACAUUACCAUGUGCUGAAAUAGCCUACUUCAGAUGUGUAGAGGAUAAAGGCAUAUUCCUGUCGAUGUGUUCCAAUCUCAACCAAAGCUUCAACAAAAUCCGAAGACAAUAAGAAAAGUACUUGUUUACUGUGCACUCGUCAAAAUGAGUCUGAGUGCUGGUAUAUUACUUUAUUGACGAAGUUCUACUGCAGCUGUAUCAACAUUGAUUUCUGCCUAAGAACUCCCAUUGUUUGGCAGUCUUUUGACUGCUCUGAAGCAAUAUGGUAUACAGAAGUGGUGGAGUUGUGAUUUUUUCCAGUAAGCGUAUAAAUAAUUGUGUGAAAACUUGAACAGUGUUAUAAUAUAACUGUUUCAAAUAGUGUUGUUGAAAGAUCCAUGCAUUUGCACAUAAACAAUUAGAAAAAAUAGGAAUGUUUAUUUUAUUAUUGCACUUUAAAACCUCAUAGCACACCAAACAUUACUCAUUGUGCCAUUAUCAUGUAUAUCUUAAAUGAAUUUUAAAUAUCUAAAUAUGAAAUAAGACAAAUAUGAACUUUAUUUUUACUAUUUAUUUAUUUCUAUGAUACCCUAUUAGAUAAUUUAUGGCAAUACAGUCUUUGUUUAAAAAACAAAAUCAAAGGCAUGUUGUUCUUUGACAUAAUGUUUUGCCUUAUACAUUUUGCUUUUUAUCAAUUCUCUAAUCAGUGUUUACAACAAAAGCAUUUCAAGAACUUUGAUCCAGUCAAACAUUCACUGUUUAAUUUACUCUUUGCGAGUGACAUAACAUUGUAAUCAAUGAACUUGUUCAGGGUUCAAGUCUCUGACGGAGGAAAAGGAGUCACAUUUUUUGUCUCACCCUGUAAACGUUUCUUGAGUGCACAAAAUUGUGUGUCUUUCUGUGGUAUGGU
Sardina pilchardus (European sardine) is the source of this 3736-nucleotide messenger RNA. RefSeq names its product calcium-binding protein 7 (gene cabp7a). The transcript is spliced from 5 exons. Lineage: Eukaryota; Metazoa; Chordata; Actinopteri; Clupeiformes; Clupeidae. The record is from RefSeq and is a predicted model, not a curated record. Gene Ontology annotation, cellular component: trans-Golgi network membrane. Bases 601 to 1248 code for a protein of 215 amino acids. Gene Ontology annotation, molecular function: calcium ion binding.